Kogia breviceps (pygmy sperm whale) is the source of this 730-nucleotide messenger RNA. It is a transcript of the gene ATP5MC3, whose product is annotated as ATP synthase membrane subunit c locus 3. Gene Ontology annotation, molecular function: proton transmembrane transporter activity. The record is from RefSeq and is a predicted model, not a curated record. Gene Ontology annotation, biological process: proton transmembrane transport; proton motive force-driven ATP synthesis. NCBI's taxonomy places the organism in Eukaryota, Metazoa, Chordata, Mammalia, Artiodactyla, Physeteridae.
CGCGGCGCGGAUAAGAGCCGGACCGCGCCUGCGCGCCCAGCCCCAUUCCUUCGACCUCUGCUGACUCGGCCCGUGCCACUUCCCGGGAAGAGAGGAAGCCUGAGAGGAGCCCUAGUCGCUUGUCAUCCGAGUCCUCCAGCCGCGCCGACCCGAAGAGUGCAAGAUGUUCGUCUGCGCCAAGCUCGCCUGCACCCCAGCUCUGAUCCGAGCUGGAUCCAGAGUUGCAUACAGACCAAUUUCUGCAUCAGUGUUAUCUAGACCAGAGGCUAGGACUGGAGAGAGCUCUGCGGUAUUUAAUGGGGCCCAGAAUGGUAUGUCUCAGUUAAUCCAAAGGGAGUUCCAGACCAGUGCAGUCAGCAGAGACAUUGAUACUGCGGCCAAAUUUAUAGGUGCAGGUGCUGCAACAGUAGGAGUGGCUGGUUCUGGUGCUGGUAUUGGCACAGUCUUCGGCAGCCUCAUCAUUGGUUACGCCAGAAACCCUUCGCUGAAACAGCAGCUGUUCUCAUAUGCUAUCCUGGGAUUUGCCUUGUCUGAAGCUAUGGGUCUCUUUUGUUUGAUGGUUGCUUUCUUGAUUUUGUUUGCCAUGUAACAGAAAUUACUGCUUGAAAUGUUGGCAUUCAUGUUAAUUACGGAUGUAAUUCUGUGUAUCUUACUGUGACUCCAAAAACUGUAGCAUUGGUGUCAUGAAAAUGUACGUUAUUUCCAAAGUCAUUAAAGAUGAAAACUUUAA